AAAUCCGAUGCUGCCGUCCAGUUCAUCGACUCGGCACUAGAGGAUAACUUCAUCUUCGCUUCGUUGUCCUCCACGGAACGCAGACUCUUGAUCGAUGCGAUGAUGAUGGAGCAGGUACCGGCAGGCACGGUUAUCAUCAAGCAGGGCGAGACCGGAGACUUUUUCUACGUUGUUGAAGAGGGUCACGUGAGCUUUGCUGUCGAUAAUCAACAUGUGGGUUCUACCGGUCGCGGUGGUUCUUUCGGUGAACUCGCCUUGCUGUACAAUUGCCCGCGCGCCGCAACUUGCUUGGCGAAUACGGUCUGUCGUCUGUGGAAGGUCGAUCAGAAGACGUUUCGACAUAUGCUCGCUAACAACACAAACACGCAACAAAAGGAUAUCAACGACGUGUUGCGGAAAGUGCCAUUCUUAGCGGAGCUUGAUGACCGUGAUUUGCUCCGAAUCUCAGAUGCUCUGACGUCGGUCACCUUUCCAGAAGGCGAACGCAUCAUUAACAAAGGCGACGUCGGAGAGGUCUUUUACAUCAUUCGUGAAGGGUCAACUAAAGUACACGAUAUUGGGUUUGGUGACAGUACCUACGUGGACCAGCCACUGGGACCGGGGGACUUUUUUGGGGAACGUGCUCUCAUCACUGGUGAUCCUCGUGUCGCCAACGUGACAGCGACAAGUAGUUGUACUUGUCUUUGCUUGUCGCGUGAUACGUUUGAGAAAGUGCUGGGACCA
Messenger RNA from Phaeodactylum tricornutum CCAP 1055/1, 723 nucleotides. RefSeq lists its product with no specific name. The annotation marks the transcript as partial. The record is from RefSeq and is a predicted model, not a curated record. NCBI's taxonomy places the organism in Eukaryota, Bacillariophyta, Bacillariophyceae, Surirellales, Neidiaceae. The transcript has a single exon.